Molecule: messenger RNA, 9852 nt
Organism: Puntigrus tetrazona (Sumatra barb)
Lineage: Eukaryota; Metazoa; Chordata; Actinopteri; Cypriniformes; Cyprinidae
Gene: nacc1b
Product: nucleus accumbens associated 1, BEN and BTB (POZ) domain containing b
Exons: 5
Coding region: 975-2654 (559 amino acids)
Biological process (GO): regulation of transcription by RNA polymerase II
Molecular function (GO): protein binding; DNA-binding transcription factor activity, RNA polymerase II-specific; RNA polymerase II cis-regulatory region sequence-specific DNA binding
Source: RefSeq, a predicted model, not a curated record
GGGGGUCGCGUUUAGUUAUUGUUGUGGCAGGGGAUAAUUGGGAAAGAUUUGAUGGGAUUUUUGGAUAGGGGUAUUGUUUUGUGAAGGUGUGCGAUUUGCUUUAGAUGGGGGAUGGGCUCGCGAAACUUUAACCACUUCAAUGACUUGCUGUCGAGAGCUUGAUUUAUGUUGCAUUAAAGCGUCCGUCUGUAUUUUUCAACUUUUUAAGCCACGCGUGACAUCGCUUACAAUGUUAGCACGUGUUUAUAGACUAUUUGAGGAUUCGUAAUGGAGAAGGGCGUUAAUAUGCAUUGCUUUCAGACGUCAAGCGGUUAAUGGUGUCUUGUCUCUCGGAUCGGUCUGACUCGCCCCCCGGUUGCUGCAUUUGUCCCGGGAUGACCUGUUGAUGUCGGGAAAAGAUGGAGCCGAGCCCCCCUUCCCCCUCCUCCAAAAUGGAGUAGAAUUUAACCACAGAAUAUUUUAUGUGUAAUCCAAUGAUUGCGCCGCGCGCAUACAAAUAUGACUACUACCUAAUUUGCGAGCAUGCAGCGGGAUAAUGAUGAUGAUGAAUAAUAACGCACGCAUGUGGAUGUUGCCGGGCGAAUCGAAACGUUUUAGGUGUAGAUAUCAUGGUAUGUGCAGGACUGUAACUCAGCCCGACAUUGCAUAGCAUUGCACUGGCACCGAGGGGGCGAGGGAAACGGAUGUGGGCUUCUCAAUAAUUCAUCAAUCAGACUAUUUUGGUGACAGGAUUUUUGAAGGCUGAGCAGCUUUUUGGUCGCCGCAUCAAGUGUGGAGACCAGGCAGUUCGGGAAUUAUUUUAAAAUUGUCCCCCCCCUCUCCUCGGGGCCCGUGCCAACCCGGAGCUCGUGUCCAGCUGGGCAGCGGUGCGGGGCGCACACACUCACCGGGUACCGCAGCCCUGCCGCGGCUGCCACAUCACAGAAACACCGGCGCCCGACUCUCAGCAACUCUGUAGUGCUGAGCUUUACGAUAUGGCUCAGAUGCUGCAGAUGGCGAUUCCCAACUUUGGCAACAAUGUCUUGGAGUGUCUUAAUGAGCAGAGACUUCAGGGACUGUACUGUGACGUGUCAGUGGUGGUGAAGGGUCACACAUUUAAAGCCCACCGGGCAGUGUUGGCUGCCAGCAGCUCCUACUUUCGAGAUUUGUUCAACUCUGGAAGUAAGAGCUCUGUCGUGGAGUUACCACCAGCAGUCCAGCCUCAGAGCUUCCAGCAGAUCCUUUCCUUCUGUUACACCGGCCGGCUUAGCAUGAACUUGGGUGAUCAGUUUCUUUUAAUGUACACCGCAGGAUUCCUGCAGAUCCAGCAGAUCAUGGAAAAAGGCACAGAGUUCUUCCUGAAGGUCAGCUCACCGAGUUGUGACUCACAGGGCCUUCACACAGAAGAAACCCCACCCUCAGAACCCCAGAGCCCUGUUACUCAUACUGGAAGUGGUACUGUAGGAGGGGGUGCAGUCCCCACGGCAACGGCUCGACCUGCUUCCUGCCUAACACCCCUUCCUUUGGUGUCAAGGGUGAAGACAGAGCAGCAGCCUCAGGCCCAGCAGCCCCAACAAGAAGCAUCAUCAUAUUCGGUGGUUUGCACUCCAGUUGCUAAGCGUCUUUGGGAGGGAGGUAGCCGUGAAGGAGGUGGAGGAUCAGGAGGAGGGGGAGGUAUGAGGAAAGCGGCACGUUAUUCGCAGGAGGUGGCACGGGGAACAGGAGGGGCACCGCCUCAAAGUGCAUCCUUAUUGGGUGGAAGCGGUACCACUAAUAGCAACAGCAACAACAACAACAACAACAACAGCAGUAGCACACCGGAAGGCACCAGCCCAGGCACACCCAGCAUGUACACCAGUGAUUCGCCGAUCUCUUACCACGACGAUGAUGAAGAAGAGGAAAUCACAGAUGAAAACACAGAAGAACAGUACAGACAAAUCUGUAAUAUGUACACCAUGUACAGCAUGUUGAAUGUAGGGGCAACAGCCAGCGAACGAGUAGAAUCACUACCAGACCACCUCACAGUUGAAUCAAGAGGAAGAGGAGUACGAGUGAGGCAAGAUCUGGCCUCUCUUCCCACUGAGCUCAUUGCACAGAUCGGAAACCGCUGUCAUCCUAAACUCUAUGAAGAAGGUGACCCUGCUGAGAAACUGGAGCUAGUAACAGGCACCAGUGUUUUUAUUUCACGUGCUCAGCUGAUGAACUGCCACGUUAGUGCGGGCACACGCCACAAAGUGUUGCUCAGGCGGCUACUCGCUGCCUUUUUUGACCGAAGCACUCUUGCAAACAGCUGUGGGACAGGAAUUCGAUCCUCCACAAAUGACCCCAACCGCAAGCCACUCGACAGUCGGGUUCUCCACGCUGUUAAGUUUUACUGCCAGAACUUUGCUCCUAGUUUCAAAGAGAGCGAAAUGAACGCGAUCGCUGCAGACAUGUGCACCAAUGCACGGCGCGUGGUACGCAAGAGCUGGAUUCCGAAACUGAAGCUUCUGAUGGCAGAAAGUGACGCUUACGCCAACUUUCUUCCGGAUGCUGCCAAAAUGGAAUCUGAUGGCUUGGCCGUGGAGCAUGCUUUUGAAACCGGAUCCCUAGAAGGUGGUACAGCCUCUGAAUCUGGCCAGUCAUCUACAGAUGCCUUGCAAGGUGUGAGCGGGGACGGUAACAGCUUGUUUUAGUGAGUAACACUACAGCGCAUCAGCUAUUCUUUCCUCUUCCAAUCCUCCAUCGUAUCCCGGUCUUACCCUGGGCAUUGGUGUCAUCUGGGAACAAUGAAGUGUAUGUUUAUGAAGACUCCCGUUGAAUCUCGCUUCAGAAGCUGGUCAUUUUUAUUUCCUUAAAAAAAAAAAAAAAAAGUUUUUUGAUCGUACUUUGAGGCCCUCCCUGUCAUACGGCAGAAACGCAUUCCUGAAAAGGAGGGGCCUCUGGGGCUGUUUGUUGUAAGCUGAAGGGGAAAUGGUGUCUGGAAGCUCUUAUACAGUCUUAAAACACUGUCGUGAUCCUGAAUGUAUCUUUUUGGAGAAUCCAGAAGUUGUUGCUGGACAUAAGAUUGUAUUCAUCUGUUAUAUUAUAGUGGCUGUAUAUCUGCUUUCUGGACCCCAUUUCCUGUUUCUGCACAAACCUCUUUUGUUUUUAAAUUACUUUUUUCUUUUUAUAUUCAAACAAUAUUUGUAAUUUUUUUUUUGCCAAAUAUUCCACUUUUUAUCUUGCCAAGUAUCCCAAGUGGGGCAGUGUAUCAUUUAUGAUUGUAACGAAUUAGUAAGAGGCAGAUUAGUCUGUUUUGCUACAUCUGAAACUACUGUUGUUUGUUUAAAUCGAUGAAUAGUGAAUUGUUUUUCACAUGUUUUUGCAUUAGCAAAAUCCAAAAUCUAUUUUAAUCAUUUUAUUUUGGUAUAUUACCAAGGCUUAAUAUUGUUACUUUGGUUUACUUUAAUCAAAUCGCCACGAGUUUUUACCAUCAAUUAUCUCCAAAGGAAACCCCAAAACAAGCUUAAAAAUCAUUAAGGCCUUUUAAAUGUGUCUUUAUGUUUUUAGUAGUUUUGUAUAGACAGCACAUAGGUAUCUGUGUCCAGUGUAAAUGUUUGUGUAUGGAGGCUGCAGAUGGUAGUUUUUGAAGUGCUGUAUCUCACAGCUGACUGCUUCAUGCACCGAUUGCACAAGCGUGGUGCAUGCUGCCGCAUGACGCAUUCUGACAUGCUACGCCUCAGCGCCUCUGACAGAGAUGCACUAAACGCUCUGAUGAGUGCAGUAUUAGAGAUUGGCACUGAACGGGCAUCAGUGCCCCAGCUACGGUGGUUCCAAACCACCGAAGACCACUCUGAGAGUGGAAGCUGUUUUGUAGUCUGCUUUUUGAAAAGUGAGUUUUUAAUUGUUUCUCUCUUGAUGGUUUUCGGGUUUCAGAAGGAGAACUUUUUGAACUCCGUAAUGCCAAUGUAGAGCUGUUGUAACCCUAGGUUUGGAGAUGAAAGAAAGGUACCACGUCAUUUAAAGUGUAGUUGCACUCUUAAAAUAUUUAAGGAUGAGUUAAAAUUAGAUUCCCAAAGUAUAACCUGCAUCUUCAGGUGUUUUAAGCACACUUGCGUCAUGAAAUGCAGACUAGAUUGUUUGAAUUAUUGAUCAUGGUUGAAGAGAGGCUGCGAUUAGACAAGAUCAUCCCAGUUCAAAAUUAUAUAAAUUUGAACCCAAAAACGAAAUUAUUAGCACAUAACCCUGCCAUUUGUGGGGUUUAAAUGUUUACAUUUAUAUUUUUCCAUUUUUAUAACCUCUUCAUUUAAAAUGAUAGUUCACCCAAAAACACAAAGUGUCGUCUCUUCACCCAACCAUGCCAUUCCAGAACUGUAAGAAUUUCUUUAUUUUGUAAAACACAAAAGAAGGUAUUUCGAAGAAUGUUGGUAAGCCAAUUUGGUGACCAUUGACUUCUGUUGUAUGGAGAGAAAAAAAAAGAGAUUGCUGAAAAUACAUAAUACAAUAAAAAAAAAAAAAAAAGUUAUAAUUUAUAAAAUCAAAAGAAUCAAUAAUAACCGUUUUGGGUGAACCACUGAUUUAAAGUAAAAAAAAAAAAAAGGAAUCCUUUUUAAAAUAAAGUUUGUCAAAACGCUGCACUGGGAAAGGGGACAAAAGGCUUUUACCUCUCAGCCACGUGGUACGAUCCUAAGAGACUGCACCAAGUCUUAAUCAUAGUACGAUAGGAUGAGAAUGAGAUUUUUGCACAGAAAUCUGAACUGGAUUGUUCAGCAAUGCCUUAAAGAGUGGAAGUUCGUGCCUGGGAGUCUUACACAGCCAGUCUUUAACAGAGAAGUGAAAGAAAUUGUGGAAAGGGGAGGGCAUGGAAUGCCUGGAUGAUCCUGUAUGCAUGCAUGCAUGCGUGCUGGUGUGCUCCGCUACUUUUCCUCAGAGUUCGAGCCUCUUUUUUUUUCAUUUCCAUUUUUGGAGACACACGUGCUAAUGCCUGUGCAUUCAUGUGAGGAGGUUCACAGGAAAGCGAAAGCGUGCGCCGGAGGCAUGCUUUUUAUGUGUGUCCAUUUGUUUAUGUGUACGUGUUCAAAUGUAAGUCUGGUUUUUGUGUGCCAAAUGCACGUCUGAGAGAGGGUGCGUGGGUGGUGUUGGUGGAUGACUGUGGAAUAUGUGCAUUGUGUGUGUGUGUGUGUGUGUGUGUGUUGAUGGGUGGGUGGUUGGUAUGUGUGUAUGCAGAGAUCAGAGAGCUCUGUUUGUUUUUGUCUGACUCAGAGAAGGAGACAUACAGUGCAGACGCAAGCAGAGAGGGGAGGGAAUGUAUUGGUGAGGAGAUGGAUGCUCUCACACACACACACUUAAACACACAACUGGUGCAGUGAGCCAUUUCCCAAAUGGAGGCAUCAAACGGUACGCUUUGACUAAACAAACCAUCAGCUCACAUUGAAUCUCAUCUGAAUUGGCUUCUUUGGUUUUGUUUCUUCUGUGAAGAGUUUACAUGAAAUCAAAAUUGAUCCUGUUAAUAAAUAGUAAUUAUUCUAUUAAAUUCUAUUAAUAAUAAUAAAAAACAAUUUAUAUUUGAAGAGUUCAUUUGCAAAAACGAUAACCAUUUUAUUUAAUUUUUUUCAGAAAUCAUGUUGUUCUUUUUAAUUCCGCUUUCCAGUUAAUAUCAACCAAACUGCAGUUUUGAUUUAGUAAUAAUAAUUUAAAUAAAGGUAAUUUACUAAAUUAAAGUUCAUUGCAAGCAUGUUUUUAUAAAAAAAUUGACAUAUUAAACAUCUGUUUUAUAUCAAAAGCAGAUAAUCCAACAGUUGUUUUUUUUGGUGUUGGCAAAAGCAGGUAACUCCGCAUUUGAAAAGACAUGCAUGCAAAGCAGCACUUUGUCAAAGUAAAAAGUAGCCUUGUCUCCUGAAAUGAAUACAGCACACUUAUUUGCAAAAAUUAAUGUCUAUUCAAAAACAACAUUGCUGCUUGUCAGCUUCUGCUGUAAAAUGUGAACCUGUGAUGCUUUGAAAGUGGAAAACACCGUCUUUUUUGACAAAACGUGUUUAGGGUUCAGAUCACAGCAAUCAGCUUCUUUUUGAAAACUUGGCCUUUAUCGUUUUUGCAAAUAAACCGAUUCCAAUAUACUGUUACAUGUAUGUUUUCUUUUCAGCUGUUUGCUUUCAUUUUAAAUUACUGUUUACGAGGAUACUUGCAUAGACGGGCAUUUUGACACAUAGAAGUCAAGUACUCAUGCACUCUAUGAGCGGUGUCUUCAAGUGCACGUGCCACUCUCACAGCGCUCAAAAACACCAUGCAUAUUUAGCAAAAUGAAUUUAGUUGCUAAAUGCAUAAAAUAUGGAAUGCUUAAAAACGUCUGCAAACCGUAUGAGUUCAUGUAGCACUGCAACAUCCGCGAUCAUAUAACCAUGACAAUUUUACCAUAUGAUUGUGUCUACCCGUAUAUCACCCACCUAUGGUUUGUGUAUGAAGCUUCGUAUAUCUUACACUCACAAGAAACUGUACACGGACAUGACUUCACCCAACUUUUUUUUCUUUUUUUUUUCAAUAAUCUGUUUUACUCUGAAAUAAAAGCACUGAGAAAUAUGUUAAGGUCAGAAUUGGCGACAUACUUCUUCUGCAUACUGCAUUAAUCAAAGUAUGUAAUAACUUGCUCUGAAAACACUCUUUUAACGUUCAUACUAUAUUACAUUAGUGUAGCCAUAUUUGGAUUACUUUUUAAAUGUAAAGUGAACACUGCACCAAGUGAGCACAGUUAUACGUGUGUGUGUGUGUGUGUGUGUGUGUGUGUGUUAGCAUUCCAUUGUCUAAAAACCAGAUAAACGUGAUUUAAGGGUGAGUGCAUAAAUAUGUCUUUGUGGUGGAUUGUUCCUCAUUUUAAGCUUUUGAAAUGCAGCGAAGAGUAAAAAGAAAGAUAACAUCGGUCGACAUUUCUUCAUCCCUGUUAAAAUGUACAUGGAGCUGGAUCCUCUGAUGUACAGCUUGAUCCGACUGUUUUUUUUUUUUUUUUUGUACCAUCACAUUGGACACCCAGGUAGCGACCAGGAGUUUUUUUUAGGAAGCAGCCAGCAUGCAUGUUCAUGAGGGCUGGAUUUGUGAGGUUUUCAACCCAUGAAUCACUUCUUAAUAUGUUCUGCUCAGUGGUGCAUUGGCGAGAUUGAGUACACGACGUGCGCUGAACUCGAUGAGCUUUAGUGGAUUUACCCCGUGUAGAAUUUCAACCCCUGACCCGCACUGCGGGUUCAUGGUCUUUCGUGCAAAAUCCUUUCAUUUCAGCAAUUAAAGUUCCAGUAUUAUUAUUAGCAUGUUAUACUAAAGAUUCAUCUAUGUGCUUCGGACACUUUGAGAUGCACAACAAAAACAAAAGAGGAAUAAAAUGCAUGACAAACCGUACCUUUUGUUCUUACUAUCUAUGGUUUUGUUUUGUUCAAAUCUAGAAUAGUGCUUGGCCAUUAAGAUGCUACUAAUUUUUAACAUAGACUGUAGAGUUGCCAAGUGCUUUGUAAAGGAACCUCAUGAAAUUUACAGUAGCUAGGAGCAAGAGAGGCGCUAUAUAUUUUUGCUUUGCAUAUGACUGAAGUGCUGGGAAGGGAUGAGGGCCGCUGAAAAUAUCUAAGGGUAUGUACUGUAUUAAAAUAUCAUUUUUAAAGGGUGUUUGAAGCAGCAUAGAUGUAGGGAGUUGCGGUCUAUAUGAACUGCAAGCUGUAUUAUUACUUCUUUCUGUCUUAAAAAAAAAAAAAUAUCAUUUUUGUUACUGGAUUAGUUUACUGGUGCAGAUGAGCUUGAUGUUAAGUGCCACCUGGUGUCAGACUUGAUAAAUGCUGCAGGUAGAAAAGGAUACUGCCAUGCAGUUACUUCUCUUGACCAAUAAGGGACGGCAAAGAUUUAGGAAAUAAUUUGACACGAUCUUUAAUUUAAUAACCCCUUUCCAGCUGUGCUUAAAAUAUGUUUGAACUGCCAAAUAUAAGUAAAUGUUAUUGCGUUUAUUGAAACUAGAACAAAUUUCUCUGCUGGUGUUUACCAAUGUGACGAUCAAAACAUUCAAUACUUAAUGCGACACUUUAUUAACAAACAACCAAAAUGGGGAUUUGUGAAUAGCUAUCAGAAUUGUUACCCUCGUGAUUUAAUUUUUCUGUUCCAUUUGCUGAGAAACGUCCGUAGGAGUCUGCAAAUUGAAUUUGUAAAAUGGAUUGUAAAAUGUGUUAAAUGAGCUGAGAGUGCUGUACUCAUCAAUUUCCGUGGAUGUUUUUAAAACCAAGUUGUGUGUAUUUCGCAAGAGAGAGGGAGCGCCAUUGGGUGAGUGUUCACAGUUUGACUGUGAGCUCGUACCUUAUCAUAGGAGUCUUCAACAGAGGUCUGCAACCGACUUUGUGCGUGGGUUUGACUGCAAAAUAAAAAGCUAAAAAGUGUCCCCCCUCCAAAUUAAAUGAUAAAAACGUCAUUAUCUUUUUAUUUAAUGGCCAUUUCUUAUUUUAAUAGUUUUGCAAUAUAAGCGUCUUAUGUAAAUAAACGAAUAUGUUAAUAUUCGCAUGUUGUUGGCCAGAAAUGCUUGAAAUGCUACUCUCAAUUUCAUUUUCUGUCUCCGUAAACAGACUAAAAAUAAGUUGAAGACCCCUGUCUUAGCACCUUGAGCUCCCUCGCUCUUUCAGACUGUUGUAUCUCUUUUUAUUCUCUUUUUUCCAAAAAAUGUUAGAUUUCUUUUAAUUCUGACUUUUAGGGCUGGUUCACUCAGAGCUCUUUUUUGCAGUUUAAGCUUUCUCCUACGUCUUCGAGCACUGUGAUGCAUCUCGCUGAUUUUUCAGCAUCUCGUGCAUCCAAGCCCCAUUCCCAAAAAAAGUUGUUUCACUAUUAAGGCAAGUUCAGCUUUGAAGGCAAGAGCGAAUGAGGCACAAAUUCAAAUUGCAUUUAAAUCAUGUGAACAACUUACGCUAGAAAUAUCUAAGCUCACUUCAUCUCACAGUUCUAGGGAAGACAGAAGAAGUGCGGUGACAGACGCAAUCAAAAAGCCUCGGAUGAAGACAUACCUCUCCUAAUACAUCUUGUACAUUUUAUCCUUUUAAUAAGAUGUCCAUCAGGCCUGUUAAAUCUUUUUCAUCUUUCCAGCGCUCUCCUCCAGUAUAAACGCACUCCCUCUCUUUCUGUCUUCUCUCGUCUGCGGCCCGCCGCUUCACGUACUUCACUUUUCUGUGCGCUUCUGCGCUGCCGGCAACCUCAAAGACUUCUUACAGAUUUCAAAACAUAUAUUACUCUUUGUACAUCCCUGCCCACCAGAGACCAACGCAUGUGCGCACACACAAGCAGGUGUGUGGAUCUACCUCCUGACACCUUCAGCCAUACGUCCCUGGCCCCUGUGCCCUGAUACGGGUCAUGCGAUGCAGGAGACCCCUCGAGGUGCUGCCCUUGAGACGCUGUUACAGGAAAGAGACGUAAAUAGGGGGCAACUUUGAAUAUGGAAAGUGGUAGAUUAAUACCUCACCAGGGGCCGAGGAGCCCCAUCAGAAUGGCUCCGGAGAACAUGUCUCUGGUGUGGCCGCAGGGAUCCUGCAGCUAUUUUGUUUUGCAGUAUAGAUAUGAAUAUACAUAUAUAAAUACAAAUCUAUAUAUAUAUAUAUAUAUACUGUACAUUAUACAUAGAAACACUAAUGAAGUUUGAUUGUUAGUUGUGCACUCACAGCAUGAGAUGUUAUUCCCCAGAAACCGCUUUUUGGAAACAAAUGCAGUAGCGUCUACUGAUGUCAAACCCCUUCUUUACCCUUGUUCCCUCUGUGUUCCAAGUGCCAAUAACUUUGUGAAUUCCUUUACUGUGACCCAACGAGAAAGAAAAUUGCACAUUAACUACUGUAUAAAAAAAAUUAAAUAAUAAAAAUAAAUAAACAUGGAGAAAUGAUGAAAGUACAUCUUAAUAAAAAGCUUUGUAACAAA